CUUCCACUCUUCCUCAUCAACCACAACUCCCUUCUUUUCAAAACUCACACCAUACAUAAAUACACCUACGCAGAAAAAAAAAGAGAGAACGGUAGAAGGGGCUGCUGCCUCCACGCCUCGCCGCCGAAGUUCUGCUGCUGCCAAGUCGCCAUCGACGUCAACCCUAGAGAAAGAGGGAGUCUGCGAGUUGAAGAAAGCUGGAGGAGUGUCGCUGCCAUUAGCAUUUUGCGGUGCCGCCAUCAUGGUCGCCGAGAAGGAGGAGGACCCGCGAGGAAGAGGGACGCGGUCAGUCUCAUCGUCAUCAGAUCCGUCUUUGCCGAUGGAGACCCCAUCGCCAAGCUGCUGCACCGCCGCUGCCACUGUUGGGUUUCCGGGAAGAGGAGCUCUAGCGGGAGAGAGAGAACGAGAGAGUUCGCAGAAAGAGAAACAUCACCAUACACGAACAGAGGGGGAAGGAGGAACUCACCGGAGGAGAAGGAGACUCGUCGCCAUGCCUCUAGUCGCCAGGAACGGCGGUACUGUCACCGGAAAACACGCCGGAGCUUCCAAACUCACCGGCAACACUACCUUGCCACUGUUCUGAAUUUUAUCUGCCUUUGUCUCUGUAUUCGAUUUGAAAUGACUACCUGGUGUUGUGGUCAUUGUCGCUGUCGUGAGACGCACUCUGGGUUUGGUCUCUUCGGUCUGUUAGGACCAUGCUGUGAGUAGGCUUUACAUUUAUAACCGUUAAACUUUUGGUUUAUGCUAUUAUGAGUUUUUAAUUAUAUUUAUAAAACUAUUAUUGAAGAACUUUGAUUUGAUUAUAAUACUUGAUUUAUUAUAGCUGAAUA
Messenger RNA from Arachis ipaensis, 830 nucleotides. The record is from RefSeq and is a predicted model, not a curated record. Lineage: Eukaryota; Viridiplantae; Streptophyta; Magnoliopsida; Fabales; Fabaceae.